This is a messenger RNA of Adelges cooleyi (spruce gall adelgid), 2141 nucleotides long. RefSeq lists its product as uncharacterized. The coding region runs from base 1058 to 1978 and encodes 306 amino acids. Lineage: Eukaryota; Metazoa; Arthropoda; Insecta; Hemiptera; Adelgidae. Gene Ontology annotation, molecular function: oxidoreductase activity. The record is from RefSeq and is a predicted model, not a curated record. The transcript is spliced from 7 exons.
UACACACUGUCAUGGACGGCUUUAUUCGCAAAUGCAUUUAUAAGCUAAACCCCAGAUUACUCGUGUAGAUAAAUAUCUAUUACUAUAAUAAUAAUAUACUUGACACUCAACCAUACAAGUGCUCUAUACAUUAUAACACUCAGAUUUUAUUAAAAAAUUAUAGUCAUUUCCAUAAUGUAACAUCAACGACCUCGUGUAUCUAUGCUUUCAUCGAUUGUAGUUUCGAACGCAACCAAUACUGUACCUAUAUUGUCCGUUCUAUUUUUUUUUUUGCAACAUUGUCAUAAACGGUAUUUGAUAAAUUUCAGAAACACGCACGUGUGUGUACUGUAAUUCUAUUAUGAAGGUACUAGACAGUGACAAACCGUGUGAGAUUAAAGUAUUAUCGAACUAGAGUUGGCGCAUUCUAAUCUUGACAAAUAAAGGCGUUCUUUUAAUCGAACCACUUUAGAUACAAAAAUGGUUGUUGUACGCUGUACAAUCAACAGCAUUUAGAAACACAAAAAUGUGCAAAAUAAUCCAUUGAUGAAUGCAUGGAAAAAAUUACAAUUUAAAAUUUGAUGUUGAACAUGGUUAUUUGUAUAUUUAAUCUAUGACUUGACGCUUAACCCAUUAUUUUUAUUCGUUAUUAGAUUAUUGUCGGUAAUUUGACAACAAGUAACAACAUUAACCAAAGAAAAUAAAAAUAAUAAUCAUAGAUAAAGAAUAACGUCUUACAGAUUAAAAGAUAUCUACGUCUACCUGCUGUAAUUCGUUUAUAAUGAGUUUUGUCGUCGUCGAAGUUGUAACUUGCAACCCCACCUUACAACUAAAUGUCUAGUAGUGUUAGUAUUGUUGUAUAAUUAGUAUUGUUUUUUAUUACUUAUCAGUCCAUUUCUCGACGAGUUGACUACUGUCUCUUAUGUUUUAUGAUCAAUUUAAAAUCGUCUGAACAAUAACACUUUUACCUAGUAGAAUAUAAGACGUACUUAACUUGUUAAAUAGUGCUAACGUUUUGACGUUUACCCACACAUAUACCUAAGGUGUUUAGGUCCAGUCAGUUUUUCAUCUCUUGAACAUGGCGUAUGCUCUGCAAACGGUUGGAAGCACUACUAGUUCUGUCAAAGACGAUUCUGAAGUGUUGGAAUUGGAGGAUGCGUCCAACUCGGUCGCCGAACACAUAAUUGGCAACAGCGCAGCAGUAAAAGAUCUGGGAAACCCCACAGCGAAUGGUACAGCCAAGUCUACCCAACAAGCACAAAAUUAUGACAAAAGCAACGGCGGCGACAAUGAAGAAGGCGUAAUUUCAAUUAGUCUGCUUCUCUGGACAUUUUUUCAAGCUAUUGGAUUGGCCUUCGUGGCCGCCAUCGUUUGCAUUUCCGUAAUAUACAAAGAGGGAUAUUUUAGCGAGUCAGGUAAUGGAAACUCGGUGGUCAUCAGUAAGACACAGAUACGCAAUUGGCACUUUACACUGGGCACAGUGGGAUUCAUAUACCUUUACGGAAAUUCCAUGUUAAUGAUAAAAAAAGGUAAAAAAAAUGCCACUCUGCCUUUCAUUUUGGUAAAUACGUUUGCAUUUCUCGUAUCGGUGCUGUCUGUCUUUAUUGCGGUUGUGCGCAAGGAAAUGGGCAAAUCUAGCGAUUCCCCAGACUCGAAAAGUGUGCUGUCGGAUCACUUGUUUUCGCUACACUCUUGGAUCGGCGCCACUGCUAUGUUGUUUUUCACGUUGCAGUGGCUUACCGCUGUGAUAACCUUUGCAAUGCCUCGCUUUCACAGAAUCGGUUUGUUGCUAGGCAAGCAGUUCAGUCUAUACACAAUAGUGAUCGCCACCUUAGCCAGCUUAAUCGGAGUUAACGAGCACGCCAUUUGCAAAUUAAAUACGGAAUACAAAAAAUACCCAUCUGAGGGUUUGGCUUUAAACAGUUUUGGAAUCUUGGUGUUAAUAUUCUCACUCUUAACUAUUUACGCUAUGGUUAGGAAACGAAAUUACAAUGAUUAAUUCUACUACGCGUUUAACGUAGAGAAUAAUUAUUUACUUAUAGAAUGAUAAUGAAUGAAUAUGUUUUUUUAUUAUAUUAUUAUAAAUGUUUAAAAAUACUGCCUACUAAAAAAUAUAAUGACGUAUACCAAAUUAUUUUCGUUAAGUAUUAUGUAUCUAAUAU